AUGUCAUUAUCACGUUCAGGCACCUGGAGACUCUCGUCGCCCCCUCCGGCAAAUCGGGUGCAGCCAGUGUCUCCAACAGGUGUUGAGGCCGAAGAAGGCGGUGGGGCACAAACCCCACUGCUUGACGAUUCGCAGCCGGAUUCAACCGAGCUCGUUGCAAGAAGAUACGACAAGUACAUUGCGCUUCUGACGAGUGUCGAGAACUUUACUGACAACUAUUUGAGUUUGAUAGCCAUCAAUGUCAAACAGUACGAGAAGAUCAUCAAGAACCUACAGUCGAAUGUCUCACCGCAAUUCGAAGUGAGUCCGGGUGCAGAUGCUCCCGUGAGUGGGUCUGUGGCAGGUUCCGGGUACAAGCAAGCCGUUGCCGGUGAAGGCGUGUAUUCGCCUGCCGGAGCUGGUGCAGCCCCUGGUGCACACGAACAACUCGGGCCUGUUGGUUUGAACGAGUUCUUAGAGGCUCUCAAGGUGCGCACGGAUAUGAACCACAGUGCUGCAGUUGAGCUGGAUAGUACCAUCAGGACGCAGGUUUUGCCGGAGUUCAAAAGGAUCAUUUCUGAGAUCCAGAGCCGUAAAAAGGAGUUUCUUUCUGCCAGCCAAAAGGAGGUGAAAGAACUCAAAAAACUCCACGGCACCACCUCGAAGGAAUUGGCAAAGCUUCAAAACUCCGUCUCCAGUUUUGACAGUUCCUACAGCUCCAGCGUGGGUCCAAAAAUUGAUUAUCGCAGUGAUCCCUACAUAAUCAAAAGGUCUGUGCUCCACCACGGCCACGAGCAGCUCAACAAAGAGAACUCGCACUUUGAUUUUCUUGAAAGCAAUGAGAUCACACUCGGAAUAAUGGAGAAGCAAAUAGUGGAAAUUUUGAAGAAAAUCUUCAACAACUUCUCUGUUUCGAUCACGAACUACCUUGGGAAAGGAAUCAACACUUUUGACGAUCUGAACAAUCAACUAGCCGCAAUUCCAGUUGACUACGAAUGGGAGAGAUUCAAGGAGAGAAAUGCUCAAUCACUCAUAUCUGGCGAGGCUGAUCCCGAUUCCGUGAAGAUUGACAACGACCUCUCAGAUGUCACCUCUAAACUUUCGCUUACAACAGCUCGGUUUGAGAUCACCAAGAAUCCAUAUAAAAGAACGCUGUCGGAUGUGGUCUUCCCAAAUCAAACUCACACUGCAACCGAGCCUAUUUUGGAGGGUGUGUUACUGAGAAGGGAGGGAAAGAUCACCAAGAAGUACAAGUCGUACUACUACGUUAUAACUAGAACACGGUACUUGUUUGAGUUCCAGUCGCGCUCGUUCAAGGACUCUCACCACCCUUCAUUGGUGAUGUUCUUACCAGAGUGUCUGGUAGGCAACCCAUCUGCUCCUGGAGAUGGAAAGUUCAAGUUCACCGUUCAGGGUAAGGACAUCAGUCAACUGGUCAGCAUGACGAAGAAGACGGUUUCUUUCAAGGCGAGUAGCUACGAGGAGAUGUUGACCUGGUACAACGUGAUUUCAGAGGUUAGUGGUUUGAUGUACACCAACGAGGAGAUGAAAUCAGCAGCAAUGGCGCAGAUCACACCAGAUAAGUCUGAUGACGAGGAGGAUGUGACUGCCGAGUCUAUCGCGCCUCAGAAUUGA
Messenger RNA from Kuraishia capsulata CBS 1993, 1614 nucleotides. RefSeq lists its product as uncharacterized. The transcript has a single exon. NCBI's taxonomy places the organism in Eukaryota, Fungi, Ascomycota, Pichiomycetes, Pichiales, Pichiaceae. The coding region runs from base 1 to 1614 and encodes 537 amino acids. The record is from RefSeq and is a predicted model, not a curated record.